Messenger RNA from Ostrinia nubilalis (European corn borer), 2278 nucleotides. RefSeq names its product homeobox protein CDX-1 (gene cad). Gene Ontology annotation, cellular component: nucleus. The record is from RefSeq and is a predicted model, not a curated record. Gene Ontology annotation, biological process: cell differentiation; anterior/posterior axis specification; animal organ morphogenesis. The coding region runs from base 88 to 834 and encodes 248 amino acids. The transcript has 3 exons. Gene Ontology annotation, molecular function: DNA-binding transcription factor activity, RNA polymerase II-specific; RNA polymerase II transcription regulatory region sequence-specific DNA binding. Lineage: Eukaryota; Metazoa; Arthropoda; Insecta; Lepidoptera; Crambidae.
GGCCCGUGAAGUGUAUCGUGCAUCGGUGGCGAACCGACAGUGUUGUGACGGCGAGUGUGUGUGCGAUGCUCGGACGGUGAUCGAAGCAUGGUGAAUUACGUUAAUCCGCUCGCCAUGUACCAAGGCAAGAGCGGGCAAUACGGCGGCGGCUGGUACGGCUGGCAGCACCAGAACUUUGAGGAGCAGCAGUGGUGCGCGUGGAACAGCGCGCCGGCCGGCGGGGAGUGGGCGCCGGAUCCGCACCACUUCCCUAAGAGAGAGCCGGGAGACCGGGAGAUCGCGGAUAUUCCUUCCCCGGCGAGGGGAGACCUAGCCAGCCCAGGGGAAGGUUCUCCAGGCUCGAGGCCCGCGCAGCCGCCGGCACCGCCGCGCUCCCCGUAUGAAUGGAUGAAGAAACCUAAUUAUCAGACACAACCUAAUCCAGCUUUUUCUUUUGGCACAGGCAAAACGCGCACAAAGGACAAGUACCGGGUAGUGUACAGCGACCACCAACGGUUGGAACUCGAGAAGGAGUUCCAUUACAGCCGGUACAUCACAAUCCGGAGGAAGGCCGAACUGGCGGCCAGUCUGGGGCUCUCUGAACGACAGGUCAAAAUAUGGUUCCAAAACCGACGGGCUAAGGAACGUAAGCAGGUGAAAAAACGCGAGGAGGUCGUGAUGAAGGAGAAAGGUGAUCACGCGUCGCUGCAGCACGCUCAACUGCACCACGCCACGAUGCUGCACCACCAGCAGAUGAUGAACGGUAUGAUGCACCACCACCACUACCACCAAGGGGUGCUUCAGGGUGUGCCAGAGCCACUGGUGCCAGGUGUACCACCGGUGCCCCUCCUGUGACCGCAUCAGGAAGAGUACUGCUCCCACGGUAAUUAUGUGCAGUGACAAAAAACAAAUGAACCGUGGCCGUGACUUUAAACCAGUGAUUUACCCAUGCAGGGUAAAACCAGUGAUUAUUUACCCGGGUAUAAACUAUUGUGCGUAGUGCAUAAACUCUUCGAUAUGACUUUUGUGACGCUUAAGGCAAUUCAAGAUGAAAAACCGUAAAAAUACCUAAUUAUGAAGCGUUCGUUACAUUUUUUGGCCGGUGUUGUCUACUAAACAUCUCCAAGGGACUCUUGCCUUACAAUUUUAAUUCGUGGGCUUUUUUGUGUGAUCAGAACAAUUUGUUACUAUCUACGUAAUAGGAGAUUCUUAUUCCAUCUUACAUUAUCUUAAACGGUUACAUAAAAAUGCCUUUGUAAAUUAAAACAAAUACUUUUAAAAUAAUACUUUAAUUAUAUUACGGAAAAUGUAGAUAUACCCACCAAGUGUUUGAUCCUAUUCCUAUGUCAUUACUCGAAGAGGAAUUUUAAUUUAAUUAUUGCGCUGUAAAUAUAGAUAUCUAUAUUUUUAUAUUAUUAUAAUAAUUAAGAUUAUUAAUUGAUUAUUAAUUAAGUGUUUAAUUAAUGUUUCUCAAUGCCACAAAUGCCAAUUUAGUAUUCUGACGAGAUUGACUGAGAAAUCCAUAAUUUCUAGGUAUUGCUAAAGAAUUUUUCAUAGUGAUGGUGGUUUUUCCAUGUUGAUUACUUAUUAUUAAAAUAUUAGUAAUUAGUAAUGUUAAAAUAUCUAUUUUUAAUUUCCUAAAUUAAUUACUUAAUGGUAUGAUCGAAUUUAUAUAAAAGUCAUAAGAAUCUCAUACAAUUUGUUAUUAAAAAUCAACGAAAUUAUUAAAUUGUAUAUUUUGUAGGUAUUUGUGGCAUAGGGAAAUAGUUAUUUUACGUUGAUUGAAUGAGAUUAUUCCUAGUUGUAAUUGUUUUUUGUAAAUACUAGCUUAAUGAUUAGAUUAACUUAUGCCAGUUUCUAGUAUAAAACACGGCAGAAUCACUUAAUUGAACACAAAACGAAUUAUGCCUUCUACAUUUUGAAAUUAAUAAUGUACAUACCAUCGUGUUUGAUAUACAGAUGUGGGUACUGAUUGUAUUGAAUUUGAUUUGUUAACUAUACUUUUUUAUUUAUUUGCAGUAUAAUGUGAAUAAUUAGUUUAUCUUGUUUUGUGAUGAUAAAAUAAUAAUUGUGGUGCUAGUAUCUAACGUUUUGAAUCAUCCUUCAUUGUGCAUUACGUUUUUGACCAUUCCAUAGAAUGUAUUUGUAAAAAAAUGGAUAAAUUCAUGGUAUACUUUGAGCUUGUUGUAAAGGGAAUGUUGUGUUGAUGUUUUGACUGUUUGUGAACACGAGUUGUUAGUAUGUACGGAGCACUGUCACGAAACACAUUUGAUAAACUAAAUAAAAUCAUGUUAAUCUA